CAAGCUAAAACCCUGCCUUCAGAUAUAAAUUCUCAAGCUCUACACUCCUCACUCCACUACACUUCAACCAUGGCCGCCUCCUCCAACCCUCUCCUCCUCUUCCUCCUCUUCCUCCUCUUCCUCCUCUUCCAAACCCUAACCCUAUCUGCCACUGCAGCUGACGCUGCGGAUAAGAAGACCUACAUCUUCUGCAUCAACCAUCUGAAGAAACCCUCCAUUUUCCCCACGCACGAGCACUGGUAUUCCUCCCCAUCUUUCUCCGUCUCCGCUCCCUUCAUCCACAUUUACUCCACCAUUUUCCAUGGCUUUUCCGCUUCCCUCACCGCCGCUCGUGCCGCCGCACUUUCCAGCCACCCCGCCGUCCUAGCCGUCUUUGAAGACCGCCUUCGCCAUCUCCACACCACUAGGUCUCCACAAUUUCUUGGCCUCCGUAACCAGCAAGGCCUCUGGUCCGAUUCCGAUUACGGUUCCGACGUCAUCGUCGGCAUCCUCGACACAGGAGUUUGGCCUGAGCGCCGAUCCUUCUCGGAUCACAAUAUCGGCCCUGUUCCCUCCAGAUGGCGUGGCACCUGUGAAACUGGACCAAAUUUCCCUCUCUCGAUCUGCAACCGCAAGCUCGUUGGUGCUCGAUUCUUCUCCCAUGGACAUGAUGCCUUUUCUUCAGCUGCAGGCGGUAUCGGUGGAAUCAACGAAACUUUUGAGUUCAGGUCUCCACGGGACGCCGAUGGGCAUGGAACCCACACCGCUUCGACGGCCGCCGGUCGCCAUGUUUUCGGCGCUAGUCUGUCGGGCUAUGCCUCCGGUAUCGCUAAAGGCGUCGCUCCAAAAGCUCGCAUCGCGGUUUAUAAGGUGUGCUGGAAGGGCUCCGGUUGUUUGGAUUCCGAUAUUCUUGCCGGGUUCGACAGCGCUGUGGCUGAUGGCGUUGAUGUCAUCUCUAUCUCUAUCGGAGGCGGAGAUGGAAUAUCUUCACCGUACUACCUCGACCCGAUCGCCAUCGGGGCCUUCGGUGCCGUUUCAAGGGGUGUAUUCGUCGCCUCCUCCGCGGGCAACGAUGGUCCGACCGCCAUGUCUGUUACUAACCUCGCCCCCUGGCUCACCACUGUAGGUGCUAGCACGAUCGAUCGUACUUUCCCUGCCGACAUCGUUCUUGGAGACCGCCGUCGACUCGCCGGGGUUUCCCUUUACUCCGGUCCAACCAUCGACGGCCAAAUGUACCCAUUAGUCUACCCUGGAAAAUCCGGCGGUCUACCAGCCUCCCUCUGCAUGGAGAACUCCCUCGAUCCGAAGCUCGUGAAGGGGACUAUCGUCGUGUGCGAUCGUGGAAGCAGUCCGCGAGUCGCGAAGGGCCUCGUCGUGAAACAAGCUGGCGGCGUCGGAAUGAUACUCGCAAACGGUAUCUCGAACGGCGAAGGACUCGUCGGCGACGCCCACGUACUCCCUGCUUGCGCCGUUGGCUCCGACGAAGGCGAUUCCGUGAAAUCUUACAUUGCCGCAAACCCUAACCCUACCGCUACCCUCGCUUUCCGUGGAACCAUUAUCGGAGUGAAGCCGGCUCCCGUCGUCGCUUCCUUCUCCGGCCGCGGACCCAACGGUCUCACUCCAGAGAUCCUCAAGCCCGACCUCAUCGCUCCAGGAGUUAACAUACUCGCCGCAUGGACCGAUGCCGUUGGCCCUACCGGACUAGACUCCGAUCACCGGAAAACCGAGUUCAAUAUUCUUUCCGGUACUUCAAUGGCGGCCCCUCAUGUGAGCGGUGCGGCUGCGCUUCUCAAAUCCGCACAUCCUUCAUGGACUCCGGCUGCCAUCAGAUCGGCGAUGAUGACGACGUCUAAUAUCGUGGACAAUACUCUUCGUCCGGUGACCGACGAGGGGACCGGCGAGCCUGUGACGCCAUUAGGGUUUGGUGCCGGUCAUCUCAAUCUUUACAAAGCCAUGGAUCCGGGAUUGGUGUACGACAUGGACGAAGGUGAUUACAUCUCCUUCCUCUGCGCCUUGGAGUACGAACCCAAGAUGAUUCAGAUCAUCACUCACUCCCCGGCAACCUGCCCAGCGAAGCGUCCGUUGCCGGAAAACCUCAACUAUCCAUCGAUCACCGUCGUUUUCGAAGGCGCGGCGGCGGUGAACCAGAGCAAGACGGUGGUGAGGAAGGUUACGAACGUCGGGUCGGCGGGGGUUGGAGUUUAUCGUGCAAAGGUAGAUAUGGUUAGCGGUAAGGGGUUAGCCGUUAGCAUUAAGCCAGGAAAGCUAGUUUUCUCGCCGGCGGUGACGAAGCAGAGCUUCGCCGUAACGGUUACGGUUACGGCGGCGGCUGUUUCCGGUCCAAGGUCGGGGGUGGAUUAUGGCUAUUUAACGUGGUCCGAUGGGAUGCACGAGGUGCGUAGCCCUAUCGUGGUCUCGAGGAUCCAGCCGUUGUGAUUAUUAAAUGCAAAUAAUUGUCGGUUGUUGAUGCAAAAAAACAAAAAACGGUAAGAAAUGUGUAAAUAAAGGGUGUUUUUUUUUUUUGGUAAUUUGGCUAUUUGUGAAGGGUGGGGCCCAGGAGUAGGGCGUCUUUUAGGAGGGAUAUCACGUGCUUGGCACGUGUUAACGGAGCAAAUAUCUCUGCACUUAUCAGGCUAUGAAGUAAUUAAGUGGGGGGCAUGAACUUUAUGUUGUGUACGAAAAUGUAUAAUUAUAUAUUUUGGGAGGCAAUGUUUAGUUUGUGUUGGGGCUAUUGUUAAUCUUUUAAUUAGUGGCGCUGUUUUUGUUAA
Molecule: messenger RNA, 2747 nt
Organism: Phalaenopsis equestris
Lineage: Eukaryota; Viridiplantae; Streptophyta; Magnoliopsida; Asparagales; Orchidaceae
Product: subtilisin-like protease SBT1.6
Exons: 1
Coding region: 70-2415 (781 amino acids)
Biological process (GO): proteolysis
Molecular function (GO): serine-type endopeptidase activity
Source: RefSeq, a predicted model, not a curated record